Molecule: messenger RNA, 3417 nt
Organism: Plectropomus leopardus (leopard coralgrouper)
Lineage: Eukaryota; Metazoa; Chordata; Actinopteri; Perciformes; Serranidae
Source: RefSeq, a predicted model, not a curated record
GCUGUCAGCCGUGAUGCUAACCUGCAGGUGUGUGGAUUAGCAUCAACUUCUAAUGCAGUGGAUGGUGAGAUGUGGUGCUACCAGAAACCGGGGUAUGAAGCCCUCCUCGUCGCUGAGCUGCAGAGACAGCAGCAGCGCAGCCAGUUCUGUGACACUCUGCUCAAGACAGAAGGUGUAUCAGUGCCAGCACACAGCUGUAUUCUCUCAGCCAUCAGCCCCAACAUUUCCUCCGCUCUUUCCUCCACACCGCCGCCCCCUGCAGGCCAGAGCCGCCUCCUGGAGUUUCAUGCUCUUGGCACCUGCACCCUGCUCCGCCUGGUCAGACUGCUGUACUGUGGGGAGAUGACAGGGGAGGGGGAGAAGGAGAAGCAGGAGGCUGUUACUGCUGCAGCCAAACUGGGCAUCCAAGGGCUGGUGGAGGUCACAAAAAGAGACCUUCAGAGCAGAAAUGAGGGAGGAGAAGGCCAGUGUGCAGAGGUGGGAGUGCAGACGGAGCCACUGAUGCCUGGGGAGAAUGAAGGGAGGCGGGGCAGGUGGAAGAGAGAAGUGAGGGAUGGGAGCACCUUUCUGUGGAGAGAGACAACAUCAGAGGGUGAAAGAGACACAUGGACUCAGACAGAGGAGCUUCAGGUAAACUCGGCUCCCCCUUCUCACCCAGCAGCCUCCUUCGAGACCAUUGAUAUGUCUGCUCUCCAGAGCUUUGGAACCACACAGAUUGUCCCUCCUCAAAUUCCGUACAUCCCGAUAUCCCUCGUCUACCCACCAGAUGAAAACCAAAUGCACCAACAUCCUUCUGCUCUCUCAGACUCUUUGCGAGAGUCUGCAGCAGCUGGACACACAUCUGCUGCUGCAGUGGCACCGCCACACGCCUUCGCCCCCCCACCCCUCCCUUUUUCCAUUCAAGGGACCCUGUGUGCUGCUGACCCUCAGAGCUGGUGGACUGACCCUCAAGGCGCAACCACAGACGCCACAGCGGCUGAAAGAUGGGAGGAGGAGCAGUUACAGCAGUUUGAAGGCAACAUCCCUGGAUACAUCAACUACUUCCUGCAUCCGAACAAGGAGGAGCGCUUCCACAGGGGGCGAGCACGGAGGAGGCAAGGAGCAAGGGUGGGAGGUGCAAGGAGAGCUGGGACAGGUGAGAGAAGAGCCAGGAGACCACGAGCAAGAACAGGAGGGAGGGGGAGGGGAGGGUUAACGCAGACGGUGGAUGUGCAGGAGGUGGGGGUGAGCAGGCUGCAGAAGUUGUUCCUGCAGAGGUUUGGGCUGAGGGCGUCCAAGACGGGUCAGGGCGGAGGAGCUGCAGGCAGGAAGUUGUACCUGAAGACCAGAGCGCUUAUGAAGCCCGCCAGGAGGAGAGGAGGGCGCGGCAAUGUGUGGGAGAGCAGCCAGAGUGGAGACGUGCCACUAUACAGUGAGGGAGGAGGCAGUACGCAGCGUAGGAGUGCAAGGCAACAGUUAAAGCAGGAUGCUCCUCCUGCCGGCAGGGCUCGGAGGGCGAGGGCCAAACCAGCAUCAGUGUCCUUUUCUUCCCCUCAUUUGGGAUUCCACAACGCUCAAACUGUAUCUGCCCUCGGCCCCAUUCUCCAGUCUUCUCCAUCACCUGCAGCCUCUUACGCGGCUCCUGCAUCGUCCCUGCUCCACAGCACACCCCUCCCUCCUCCUGCUCCUCCCCCUCAUGAGGAGCAGCCUGAACACUUUGAGCAGCUACUGGAGGAAGUGAUGAAGGGUCUUGAUAUUUUACCAAACAGCAACAACAGCAACGCACCACAGCCUCUUCCAACCAGUAGCAGCAGUUGUGCCCAUGCCUCCUGUGGCAACACUUUGGCCCAAAACAAAGAACAAGGCCAUACCGCUGCAAACAGUGAGGUGCCCGUACUGCAGCAGCAGGGCGAGGGAGAGCUGAGUGAGAUACUGGAUCACUUCCUCCAGUCCUUUGAGCAGCACGUUGAAAGUACUGCCAGGGAAGCGGCGGAGACGGGUGGUCGGAGAAGCACAGAGGCUAGCCAGCCUCACACUGUUCUGAGACGGAAGACAGACAGAAAAACCAAGACCCGGACCACAAAGAGGCCUCAGACAUGUCAGCUACAGCAUCCACAGACACCAUGUCCAGUCAAACACUCUCAAACACCUGAACUGCAACCGCAAGCUAAUAGACAGUCAUCACAGCCACGUAAGGCUUCUGCUCGCCGUGCCGUUACCCCCAAAAAUACUGAGGGAUCACCAGUGAAAGCCAAAGCACCGGCCAAACGACGGAGGAGAAGAAAUGAGUACAACUUUGGGCUGAGGAUGAAGAAGCCAAAGCCACUGGGUGUCACAAAUAUGAAAACCGUUGAUGACCGAGAAGACAAGCAGCUGCAGCAGAUACCUGUGGUGAAACUGGAGAGGAGCAGCCUGCUGCCAGACAAAGCUAUACUGCGAGAACGCAGCUGUUUGAAAAUCAAGAUUCCUGCAAAAACAAAGUGCAACUCAUCAACAGCGCCACGUGACAGCGUGUCUAAAAAGGCUCAGCAAGUGUCAUGGAGCGCAAAGAUUUACCCAAUCAGGAGUCGGUUUAGAGAAGCACAUAUCAUGGACAGCAUGCCCUUUCUUGAGAAGCAGACACCCUCAAAGGGCCCACCAGGUCACCGCAGAAGAAAGUGCAAGCAAAGUGGACAACUUCUCAGUUUAUCUAAUAAUGAGAGUUCAGCAGCACCAGUUCAGCUGCAACCUCAGGAGCCCACUAUCAGCGACGAACUAGAGAGAAAUCAAGAGAGACAUGAAGGAGAACUGAGUGUCCAGCCGCAGGAGCAGGCAGAGAGACCCACGAGGAGGGGAGAGAAGAGGAGAGCAGAGGAGGAGACAAAUGAUAAAUCCACUGUGACCAAGAGGGUUUGCAUUGAGCAAACGGCACAGCCAACCUUUGAAACAUGCUCCCUGAGCUCUGAAACCGCAGACUUCGUCUCUGAACCAGCAAGCAGAGAGUUAAAUGAGGUGUCCAGCGCAGGAGAUUGUUUACAAAGAGAGCAAGGAGAGGAGGAAUCAGUGAGGAGUGAAAUCAAACUCAAAGAAGAAGGUUUGAUGGAUGAAAAUAUGGAGAGCAGCGGUGAUGAGAUAAUCGAUGUGGACGGACCCACUGUGUCACGUUUUGUCGUCGCGAAUGCUUUUGUUUCACCCUCAUCGCAUUCAGAGAAGGAGGUCGGCUGCGAGUCGAGCUGGGAAGAGGAAGACAACAUUGACGUGAUUGGCGGUUCCAGCCCCGCCCCUAAUCCGGUGAUCAUCAACUGGACAGAGUCUUCAGAAGGUGAGGGAGAGGAGGGAGACGAGGACGUUGAUGUUGUCGGUGAAAAGAUGGAGAUGGAGUCGUCGGCGGUCGUCAUUACUGUGAAUAAAGGUGAGCUUGUUAACAGGAAACAUCAGACUGAGGUGCUCUCACAUUAG